Messenger RNA from Triticum turgidum subsp. durum (durum wheat), 3357 nucleotides. The record is from the annotation of a GenBank genome assembly. NCBI's taxonomy places the organism in Eukaryota, Viridiplantae, Streptophyta, Magnoliopsida, Poales, Poaceae.
AUGGCAGGCCCAUUGACACGCCGUCUAGGACAAGCAGCAACCGCCGACGUUGCCCGCAAAGCCGAACGAGGCGUUGUCUCCGGCUCUGAAAGGAUGAUGGAAUACAGCAGGGAGGCCGAGCAGGCGUCGGAGAUGCGGGUCAGGCCACUGCCGCCGCUCACCCAUGAGGACAACCGCCGAUUCCUCGAGAUGCUCCGCGAGAAGAAGGAAAGGCUGGGGUUCGGCGCCGAGAAGGUGGAGGUGCGGUUCGAGGAGCUGACCGUGGAGGCCGACGUGCAUGUGGGCCACCGCGCGCUGCCGACGCUGCUCAACUGCGCCGUCAAUGCCGCCCAGAAAUUGGCAACAUGUUCACACAUGUGUACUACAAGAAAAAAACCCAUCAAAGUCAUAAAUGGAGUGAGCGGGGCAAUUAAUCCAUCACGGAUGACCCUUCUUCUAGGAGCACCAGGUUCCGGGAAAACAACUUUUCUAAAAGCAUUGGCAGGAAAGUUGGAUUCUUCUUUGAAGCUCGGAGGAAAGGUCAUGUAUAAUGGAGAAGAAGUGAAUUCCUCAACACCUCAAUACUUGCAUGCAUACAUUAGCCAGUAUGAUCUUCACCAUGCGGAGAUGACCGUUAGAGAGAUGAUUGAUUUCUCUUCAAAGAUGUUGGGAACCAAUAAUGAAUUUGGGACGUUGGGACAAGGAAUGGGAAGGAAAAAUGGAGACAUUAAUAAAGUGGACCAAUAUCUCGGCACAUCUAUGAAGGCUACUACCUUUGGAGAAGGAAGCAACCUUACAACAAACUAUAUUAUCAAGAUACUUGGUUUGUCCGAGUGUGCUGAUACCCUAGUGGGGGAUGAGUUGAGAAGAGGCAUAUCAGGAGGACAAAAGAAAAGGGCCACAAUAGGAGAGAUGCUAGUUGGUCUAGCAAGAUGCUUCUUUAUGGACGAUAUUUCAACAGGUCUAGAUAGCUCCACUACAUAUGAGAUUGUAAAGUUCCUCCAACAAAUGACUCAUCUGAUGGAUCUCAGCAUGGUUAUGUCCUUAUUGCAACCAUCUCCUGAGACGUUGGAAUUAUUUGACGACAUAAUUCUAUUAUGCGAGGGUCAAAUUGUAUAUCAUGGUCCUCGAGAAAAUGCUAUUGAUUGUUUUCAAAUGAUGGGAUUCAGAUGCCCCGGUAGGAAGAAUGUAGCCGAUUUCCUUCAAGAGGUGACCUCAAAGAUGGAUCAAAGGCAAUACUGGAUUGGUGAUGAAAAUGUGUAUCAAUACUGGCCAAUAGAAAAUAUAGCAGAAUUCUUCUAUUCAUCUUAUCUCCCUCGACUUGCAGAAAACAACAUGACAAACAAUAGAGGAAAUGACAGGGAGAUCAAAACAAAUGCAAAUCACGGUAUCUCUAGAUGGAAUAUUUUCAAAGCAUGCUUUUCAAGGGAAGUACUGCUUCUCAAAAGAAACUCCCCACUUCAUAUAUUCAAGACUGUACAGAUAAUUAUUCUUGCUUUUGUCAUCUCAACGGUUUUUAUUCGAGAAAAUAUGAAUCAUAAGACUAUACUUGAUGCCAAUAAGUAUAUGGGAUCACUCUUUAUGGCUAUUGUGAUAGCAAACUUUAAUGGCAUGACAGAAAUUGCAAUGACAAUGAAGCGACUACCCACUUUCUACAAGCAAAGAGAGUUACUAGCAUUGCCAGGAUGGGCACUUCUUUCUUCGAUUUACAUCAUCAACCUACCAAUGUCACUUAUAGAGACGGGUCUCUGGACCAGCUUAACCUACUAUGUGAUUGGUUACUCACCUUCCUUUGUUAGAUUCACCCAACAAUUUUUGGUACUUUUUGCCAUGCAUCAAAUGUCAAUGGGCCUCUAUCGUUUCUUAGCGGCAAUAGGAAGGACACAAGUAAUGUCCAACAUGCUAAGUGUCGUAAUUCUUAUAGCAAUCUACAUAUUUGGAGGCUUCGUCAUAUCCAAAGAUAAUCUCCAACCAUGGUUGCAGUGGGGGUAUUGGGCAUCCCCAUUCACAUAUGCACAAAACGCAGUUGCCCUAAAUGAGUUCCUUGAUGAAAGAUGGGCUACUGAACUUUACUAUGAAAAUGCUAAAACAGUUGGUGUAGCUAUCCUCAAGAUCAGAGGGUUGCUCACAGAGUGGCACUGGUACUGGAUUUGUGUCAUCAUUUUAUUUGGAUUCUCAAUUGUGUUCAACAUCCUCACCAUAUUUGCGCUGGAGUUCAUGAAUUCUCCACACAAUCAUCAAGUUAAGAUCAAUGCCACGAAGAUAAAUAUGGAGUACAAGAACCAAAAAGUUGGAAAUGUCAAUGCAUCAAGUACCCAAGUUACCCUCCCUUUUCAGCCUCUUUCCCUUGUAUUUUAUCAUAUAAAUUAUUUUGUCGACAUGCCAAAGGAGAUGAUGAAGUAUGGAGUAACAGGAAAAACUAUUCAGCUGCUACACGAUGUGGGUGGCGUUUUUAGGCCAGGGGUGUUAACAGCGCUAAUGGGGAUCACAGGUGCUGGAAAGACAACGUUGCUCGAUGUUUUAGCUGGAAGAAAGACUGGAGGACAUACUGAAGGUACUAUUAGAAUAGCAGGAUACCCAAAGAAGCAGGAAAUAUUCUCGAGGAUCUCAGGCUAUUGUGAACAGAGUGACAUUCACUCCCCUAAUCUCACUGUAUAUGAGUCACUACAGUUCUCUGCAUGGCUUCGACUUCCUUCGAACGUUAAAUCUCGCCAAAGACAUAUGUUCAUAGAAGAAGUAAUUGACCUGGUCGAAUUAACUGGACUGAAGAAUUCCAUGGUAGGUCUCGCGGGAACAACUGGUCUUUCAGCUGAGCAGCGAAAAAGACUAACAAUAGCAGUGGAGCUGGUAGCUAGUCCUUCCAUUAUAUUUAUGGACGAGCCGACCACUGGUUUGGAUGCUCGUGCUGCAGCAAUUGUCAUGAGAACAGUCAGAAAGACAGUAGACACUGGGCGAACUAUUGUCUGCACAAUACACCGACCAAGCAUUGAGAUAUUUGAAGCUUUUGAUGAGCUUCUACUCAUGAAAAGAGGCGGUCAGAUCAUAUACAGUGGUUCAUUAGGUCCACUAUCUGACAAUAUGAUCAAGUAUUUCCAGGCUAUACCUGGUGUUCCUAUAAUAAAAGAGGGACAAAACCCAGCAGCAUGGAUGUUAGACAUAACUUCACAAUCAACAGAAUAUACGAUUGGAGUGGACUAUGCACAGAUUUAUCGAAACUCCUCCCUAUACAUCAAUAACAUGCUUCUAAUUGAUGAGCUGGGGAAACCAGCGCCGAACGCAAAGGAUCUACAAUUUCCAUCAGGAUAUUGGCAAGACUUUAGAGCACAAUGUAUGGUUUGCCUAUGGAAGCAAAUAUAUGCAUAUUGGGAAAAUCCAUAA